Molecule: messenger RNA, 465 nt
Organism: Schistosoma mattheei
Lineage: Eukaryota; Metazoa; Platyhelminthes; Trematoda; Strigeidida; Schistosomatidae
Source: the annotation of a GenBank genome assembly
AUGAGUUAUAAUAUUUUGUUUCAUUUAGUUAAAAGAGUCCUGUUGGGUUUCCAAUGUAAACUCGGAUUCACAUCUUUGUUGGGAGUUUUAGGAAGUAGUUAUGCUCAAAAGAAUCACUUGAUCAUCCUGGAAAUCAAUCGAGGUGAAGGAAAUACCAUUUGCACUCAGAUGAGAGUUUCUCGCGGCAGAAACCCAGCAUCAGUUACACGAUCCAGCUUCACAACUCUUGACCACAUACGUUCAGUUUGGAAUCAGUUAAAGUUUGGUUGGUCCAUUCAGUUCUGGCCGAAUUUCGAUCAAAAUGCAAUAAUAUAUAUGCUCGGUCGGUGCUAUUUCGCUUCUACUUCUGACAAUUCCCCAACUAUCCCGAGAGAUAUAAUUUUGGAUGGAAAUUUUUCAGAUUUUGCUUCAGACUUUGCAAGUAGAUUAUGGUUUACUUAUCGUGAUAACUUCCCCCAUUAUUAA